GCCGGACGGCUGGGCGCCGAUUGGGCGAGGCGGGGCGGGACGGCCAAUCCGCGGCGAGCGGCGGGCGCGGAGGCCAAUGGCCAGGAGGUGGGGGCGGGGCGGAGGUGACUAGAUCCCGCCUCCUCGCCAGAGCGACCGGACGUAGCGGCUGCAGUGCCUCUGAGCCUGGGGAGUGACCACCCCCAGCCAUGAUGAACGAACAAAUGCAGGAGAUGGAGGAGGUGAGCAAGGAGCUCCUGAAGUUGCUGGCAGCAGGUGGGGCUGGGAAUCUGCUGAAGAGAAGCCUGGACAAACAGGAGAAGAUGUUUGACAAGCUCCUGGAUACGCAGCUGACGGCGGCACAGCUGGUUAAAGAUCUCCUCGCUACGGAGGAGAAGGUGGCUCAGACGCUCCUGGCGGGGGAAGAGGAGAUGCAGAGCAGCUUGCAGAAGGUGCAGGUGAUGGAAGCGGCGCUGCGGAGAGCCAGUGAGGACAACGCCAGCCUGAGGGCUGACAGCAGUGCCUUGCGGAGAGAGCUGGAAGAGCUGAGGGCCGAGCUCGGGCGACUGCAGGACGACAUGGAGGAUGACACUGGCAUGGUCAAUUCUGCAACGUACAUCGCACAGCUUUACUACCAGAUCAGCCGGAUCGACUGGGACUACGAGUGUGAGCAACCGCACAUCAAAGGCAUCCAUCACGGCCCAGCCAUCGCUCAGCCCAUCAGCAUCGACAGCAGCCAGCACUCCAAGUGCUUCGUCAGUGACUACCUGUGGAGCCUGGUGGACACGGCCUGGUGACCCUGCCCAAGCCAGCCUCGGGCGAGCGAGGAAGAGCCGGCUCGUGCCGCGACCAGCGUGAGGAAGGACGGAGCCCAGGCUAAUCACAAAGGGAUUUUUUAUUCAUGUAACAAUCAGCGUUUGAAAUCAUUAAAACCCGUGACUGGUAAGAAGAGA
Messenger RNA from Chrysemys picta bellii (western painted turtle), 932 nucleotides. The record is from RefSeq and is a predicted model, not a curated record. Lineage: Eukaryota; Metazoa; Chordata; Testudines; Emydidae.